Molecule: messenger RNA, 843 nt
Organism: Pipistrellus nathusii (Nathusius's pipistrelle)
Lineage: Eukaryota; Metazoa; Chordata; Mammalia; Chiroptera; Vespertilionidae
Source: the annotation of a GenBank genome assembly
AUGGUGGGCCACCUGCAUCUGCAGGGCAUGGAGGACGGCGCCUCGGAGCGCGGCCGCGAGGGCCUGCGGGGCAGCCCCGACUCCGGGCUGCCCCCCAGCCCCAGCCCCAGCCCCAGCCCGCCCCUCUGCGCCCCGGAGCCCGGCCCCCCGGCCCCCAGCGCGCCCCCGGGACCCGGCGGCGAGGCCGGAGCGCCCCCGCCGCUCUCCCCGGACCCCCCGGCGCCGGCGCUGAGGCCGCGGCUGCGGCCGGUGCUGUUCGGUGAGGGCAUCGAGCUGAACCCCGAGCCGGCCCAGGAGAUCCGCUGCAACUCGGAGGUCCGGUUCGCCUCGGAGCAGCACUUCCGCGACAACGUGGUGUACGGGCCGGUGCCCACCGUCACGGCCUUCAGCGAGACCAUCGUGGCGGCGCCCAACUGCUCGUGGCGCAGCUACCGCAGCCAGCUGACCCUGCAGCCAAGGCCGCGCGCGCUGCGCUUCGCCUGCACCGCCAUCAUCUUCCCCCGGCGCGCGCGCCGCUCCUUCCGCACCACCGUGCGCCUCGGCGGCCGCGCGCGCUUCUCCGCCAGCGUGCAGCUGCGGCCCGCGCCCCCGCCCCCCGGGGCGCCCCCGCCGCCCGGGGUCCCCCCGCCGCCCCCCGGGGCCUGCCCCCCGCCCCCCGGGGCGCCCCCGCCGCCCGGGGUGUCCCCGCCGCCCCCCGGGGUCUGCCCCCCGCCCCCCGGGGUGUCCCCGCCGCCCCCCGGGGUCCGCCCCCCGCUCCCGGAGGCGCCCCCGCCGCCCCCCGGGGCGCCCCCGCCGCCCCCCGAGGUCCCCCCACCGCCCCCCGAGGCGCCCCCGCCGCCCUAG